Schistosoma turkestanicum is the source of this 253-nucleotide messenger RNA. The record is from the annotation of a GenBank genome assembly. NCBI's taxonomy places the organism in Eukaryota, Metazoa, Platyhelminthes, Trematoda, Strigeidida, Schistosomatidae.
CUACCACAAUUUUGAUUACAUGUUGCCUAUUAUGGUCAUUAUUUCUAUUGGUUAUAUCAACAUUUGGUUUAUUCUAUUAUCGUCUUAUUGAAAACAAAAGUAUACAUUUUCAUCAAAGUGAUAUUUUUUUUAAUGAUCUUAUUCAAUAUCCUAAUCAUAACAUUCAUACAAAAGAAAAAUUCAUUACUACUACUACUACUACUCUACCAAUUCGUAGUAAUGAAGAUAUUUAUGCACAAAUAACAAUGGAUGG